UGGAGCAAUGCAUCCAUGGAAUUCUGCAGCUGGCAUGGGGUCACUUGCAGUACACAAUCCCCACUCCGGGUAAUUGCACUUGAUCUCCCAUCAGAAGGAAUCACAGGCAGCAUACCACCUUGUAUUGCCAACCUCACUGAACUUACAAGGCUCCAACUGUCAAAUAAUAGCUUCCAUGGCAGCAUACCAUCCGAGCUUGGCUUCCUAACCCAGCUCAGCAUCCUCAACUUCAGCAUGAACUCCUUUGAAGGUAACAUCCCGUCUCAACUGACUUCAUGUUCCGAGCUUCAGAAGAUCGACCUCAGCAACAACAAACUCCAUGGGAGCAUCCCUUCUGCUUUUGGGGAUCUAACUAAGCUGCAAACACUUAAACUCUCCAGAAACCAGCUUUCUGGUGACAUACCACAAUCAUUGGGAAGCAACCUUUCACUAACAUAUGUUAAUCUUGGGAGGAAUGCUCUCACAGGGAGAAUCCCAGAAUCAUUGGCAAGCAGCACAUCUUUGAAGGUUCUAAAGCUCAUGAGCAAUUAUCUUACUGGAGAAAUCCCAAUGGCUCUAUUCAAUUGUUCAUCACUGGUUGAUCUUGAUCUCAAACAGAAUAACUUUGUUGGUUCUAUACCACCUAUUACUGCAAUAUCUCCGCAAAUGAAAUAUCUUGAUCUACAAAACAAUAAUCUCACAGGAACAAUACCUUCUUCACUAGGAAACAUUUCCUCCCUAAUUGAACUUGUUCUCGCAUCGAACAAUUUAGUUGGAAGCAUCCCAGAUAUCUUAGGUCAUGUUCCAACACUAGAGAGACUGGAAGUUAAUAUGAACAACUUAUCCGGCCCAGUUCCACCAUCUAUCUUCAAUGCAUCAUCACUGAUAUAUCUUGGAAUCGCAAACAACUCCCUUACGGGAGAAUUACCCUCAAACAUUGGCUACACACUCCCAAAUAUUCAGAAGUUAAUCCUCAUGUAUAACAAAUUGAGUGGCUCAAUCCCAAGUUCGCUUCUUAAUGCAUCCCAACUGCAGAGCCUUUCCAUUGCUAAUAACACCUUAACUGGGCCCAUACCAUUCUUUGGAUCAUUGCAGAAUCUGAAGAAACUCGACAUUGGAUGGAAUAUGCUAGAAGCAGGUGACUGGAGCUUCGUAUCAUCACUCUCAAAUUGCUCCAAAUUGACUGAACUGAAGCUGGAUGGGAAUAAUCUUCAAGGGAACCUACCAAGUUCUAUUGCUAACCUUUCUAGCAGUCUCACACACUUGUGGUUAGGAAAUAACCAAAUGUAUGGGCUUAUACCACCAGGGAUCGGCAAUCUUAAGAGUCUGAGUAUGUUGUACAUGGAUUACAAUUAUUUAGCUGGUAAUAUACCAGCAACAAUUGGAUUUCUACACAAAAUGGUCGACAUGUCCUUCGCGCAAAACAAACUGUCUGGGCAAAUCCCUGCUACUAUAGGCAACCUUGUUCAGCUGAAUGAGCUGCAUCUUGAUGGAAAUAACUUGAGUGGAAGCAUACCUGCAGGUAUACAUGACUUCACUCAACUCAAGAUACUCAACCUUGCUCACAACUCACUUCAUGGGACUAUACCAAUUGAUAUCUUUAAAAUAUUUUCUCUCUCUGAACAUUUGGAUUUGUCAUACAAUUACUUGACUGGAGGAAUACCACAAGAAGUUGGCAAUCUCAUUAAUCUAAAGAAACUUAGCAUCUCAAAUAAUAGGUUGUCUGGAAACGUCCCAUCCACUCUUGGUGACUGUGUGUUUCUUGAAUCUCUUGAGCUGCAAAGUAAUUUCCUUGAAGGAAUUAUUCCAGAAUCUUUUGCGAAAUUGGAAGGCAUCAAGAAGUUGGAUGUUUCUCAUAACCAGUUGUCUGGAAAAAUUCCAGAGUUCGUCACUUCCUUCAAGUCUCUACUUAAUAUUAAUUUAUCCUUCAACAAUUUUAACGGAUCAGUUCCAAGUGGUGGUGUUCUUCUGGAUGCUAGUGUGAUCUCAGUUGAAGGAAAUGAUCGUUUAUGUGCAAGGGUACCAUUGAAAGGUAUACCUUUUUGUUCAGCAUUGGAUGACAGGGGAAGGGUGCACAAGUCAUUGGUUCUAGCAUUGAAGAUAGUUAUACCAGUUGUUGCUGUUAUCACCAUUUUAUGUUUUCUGACGAUUUGUUCUAGAAAGAGAAUGCAGCUAAAUUCGAGAAAGUGGAUGCAAGUAAAGCCAGAUUCGCGACAAUUCAAUGGGGACCUGAAGAAGAUUACGUAUCAUGACAUUGUGAAGUCCACAAAAGGGUUUUCCUCAGUUAAUUUGAUUGGAUCAGGAUCAUUUGGAACAGUUUACAAGGGCAAUCUGGAAUUUCGAAAAGACCAAGUUGCCAUCAAGAUUUUUAACCUUGGCACAUAUGGAGCACAUAGGAGCUUUGAUGCAGAGUGUGAAGCCCUACGAAAUGUCCGCCAUCGAAAUCUUGUCAAAGUCAUCACUGUGUGCUCUUCAGUGGAUUCUACAGGGGCAGAUUUUAGGGCCUUAGUGUUUGAUUACAUCCAAAAUGGGAACCUUGAUAUGUGGUUACAUCCGAAGGAACAUGAUCAUGGUCAAAGAAUUUUUCUAACGUUAAGCCAGAGAAUUAAUAUAGCCUUAGACAUAUCAUUUGCUCUGGAUUAUCUUCACAACCGAUGUAAAUCUCCACUAGUACAUUGUGACUUGAAGCCAAGCAACAUCCUUUUAGAUCAUGACAUGGUUGCAUACGUCAGUGACUUCGGUUUAGCAAGAUUUCUAUGCACCAGAUCAAAUUCAGAUCAAGAAAGUUUAACAAGUUUGUGUUGUCUAAAAGGAUCUUUCGGAUACAUCCCACCAGAGUAUGGCAUGAGCGAAGAGAGAUCAACAAAGGGUGACGUCUAUAGUUUCGGGGUGCUUCUUUUAGAAAUGGUCACAGGCAUUAGUCCAAUUGAUGACAUAUUUAAUGACGGUACAAGCCUGCAUGAACUUGUUGCUAGAGACUUUCCCAAAGAUAUAUUCAAGGUUGUUGAUCACACCAUGCUACAAGAUGAAAUUGAUGCUGCUGAAGUGAUGCAGAGUUGCAUUAUUCCGUUGGUCAGGAUAGGACUCUCUUGCUCCAUGGCUUCACCCAAAGACCGAUGCGAAAUGGGACAAGUCUGUGCUGAGAUCCUUAGAAUCAAGCGUGAAUUCUCAAAGAUCGAUGGUGAAUGAAGAAAAAAAGAAACA
This is a messenger RNA of Oryza brachyantha (malo sina), 3183 nucleotides long. Its product is annotated as probable LRR receptor-like serine/threonine-protein kinase At3g47570. The transcript is spliced from 2 exons. NCBI's taxonomy places the organism in Eukaryota, Viridiplantae, Streptophyta, Magnoliopsida, Poales, Poaceae. Gene Ontology annotation, biological process: protein phosphorylation. The record is from RefSeq and is a predicted model, not a curated record. Bases 16 to 3168 code for a protein of 1050 amino acids. Gene Ontology annotation, molecular function: ATP binding; protein kinase activity; protein binding.